AUGGCUCCACCUGUGGCAAAGCAAAAGAAGGUUACUGGAAUGUUCAUUCGGCUCAAUGAAAAUACGGCUCAAGUGGAUGUGAUUGAUGACUCCAAUGAAAUGUUGUGGUACUGCAAGAAGAAGACCAAGGACAUGGACUUGAGAGACAACCUCAUGAAGCGAUCUCAUGAAGGAGAUGCUAGAUGA
Molecule: messenger RNA, 186 nt
Organism: Penicillium odoratum
Lineage: Eukaryota; Fungi; Ascomycota; Eurotiomycetes; Eurotiales; Aspergillaceae
Exons: 2
Coding region: 1-186 (61 amino acids)
Source: RefSeq, a predicted model, not a curated record